UGAUGAUGAUAAUAUAUUAAUAAUCAUAUGCUCAGCAUUAUAUAAAUUAAUUUUCAUAUAUUUAUAUUUAUAUACAAAAGAAGAAAAAUAAUCAUCUAGUCAGUAACUGUCUUAUUCUUACCUGCCUUUCAAAACCCAUCCAUUAAUGGUGCCCAACUUGUAACUUGCACAUAAUUUUCUGCUCAUCUCUCUGUCUAAGAAAUGGGUUUCUCUGUAAGAAGAUUUAGCAGCAGAAAGAAUAAAGAGUCUUUGCUAAACAAGAAAUUGCAUGAUUUGGAGAAACUUUUGAGUACUCUCAGGGAAAAAGAGAAAACUCAGCUUCAACUCAAAGAAGAACCCAAAAAGGUGGUGAGUAAAAAGAGAAAAGAGGAAGAAGAGACUGAGGAAGCAUCAUGGUCAUCAAUACUCGACAUAAACUUAGAAGAAGAAGAUCCAUACAAAGAAUUGGAGGUCAUAAUACAGAACAAGCAACAACCAAUUUUCAAGCUACCUUCAUCACUCAAAAUGGGAAAUGUGAAAGCUUAUGAGCCGCAGGUGGUGUCAAUUGGUCCAUAUCACAAUGGUAAACCACACUUGAUCAAAAUGGAAAUUCACAAGAAGAGAGCACUGGUUCAUUUCAUCAAGAGAUCCGGCGUUCCGCUCGAAACGUAUAUCAAUGAGCUGAUGAAAGUUGUCGAUGAACUUAAGUCGUCGUACGCCCAACUGGACAAAGAAUGGAUUGAUGAUGACAAGAAGUUUAUUGAGCUCAUGAUUGUUGAUGGGUGCUUUCUUCUUGAGUUCUUGGCUGUUGGGACUAAGGUUUCUAUUGAUGAUUACGCUCGUAGUGAUCCGAUGUUUAGCUUUCAUGGGAAGACGGUGAACUAUGAUUCUGCGAUCAAAGACUUGCUGACAGUGGAGAACCAAUUGCCGUAUCUUGUUCUUACCACGUUGUUGUCUGUCGCGCGCCCACAAGAGGAUGCGCAUGAGACUAUAUCUCAUAUGAUGUUGUGCCACAAUGAAGGUCCUCGCCGGCACAUUCUAGACCGUUAUGCGGAGAGGGUACUUGAGGCGCCAGAUUUGGAAAUAGGAAUGAAAUUGCCGACUGGGUUCUCAGCGUCCGAGCUUUACUACCAAUUUGGCAUUCGAUUCAAAAAGGUUAGUGGAUACAGGAGUAUCAGGUUCGACUACAAACAAGCAGUUCUCCUCCUUCCUCCCAUCAUGAUUCAUGAUGACCAUCAGAACCCAUUUCUCAACAUGAGAGCAUUCGAGGUUUGGGUGAGCAAAGAUUUGAAAUUUCAUUCUUUCAUUUACCUUAUCAAAACUCUUGUCAAAUCGGUUAAGGAUGUUAAAUUGCUUAGAUACCAAGGGAUCAUAGUCGGUCCGCUGGACGAAACGGCUGUUCUUAAAUCGAUUCAAGUGUUUACAAAAGAUAUAGGAAUGUUCAAUGUCGAUUCGGAACCUAUUGUAGCUCUGCAAGAUAUGAAUGAGUACUGCAAUCAAGGGACUGUUAUGGUUUGGAGAAUGUGCAGGAUUUGGAUUACAAAUCUGUAUGAGAAUUAUUUUAGUAAUCCAUGGACUAUUAUCUCGCUAGUCGCAGCAGCUAUUCUUAUGGCCUUAACCGUGGUCCAGACUUACUACACGGUGAUCUCCUACAAAUCAAGUAAUUAAGAAUGAUAAAGAUGGGUUUGCAUUCUUCUCCAAGAAUCAAUUCCUACUCGGUGCAAUGCUGCGCUAUAGAGGAAUUCAGCUAAACCAUAAGGUGUGCUCUUUGUGCGAAGCUGAAGUAGAAACGAAAUCACACCUUCAUUGUAAGUAAACUUUCAAGAUUUGGUCUUUAUUUGUAAAUGCAUUGAGAGGUUAAGUCGGUGAGUGCGGAGUCAAUAGCUUUGCAACUGGAAGCGUGGAACACUAGAGGUCUGAAUAAGGCCAGCCAUGAAGGGUGCAUUCUAAUCUCUUAUGUGGUGAUGUGGGAGGCUUGGAAUGAAGAAAUUUGAGAAUUCAUGAUGGGAGGAAGAAAUCUUUCGAAGAACUUUAAUGAUGAUUGUAUAGCAUACUUUUAUUCUUUGGUGUUCUUUGAGGCGAUAUUUUUAAUCCCUAUUCCAUCUCUCAAAUGUCAUGUCAAUGGGAGGAGAUAGUUAAUCUGUAAAUCUUCUUUGUGAAUCCGAUAUAUUUUGGGGCAAGAUUUGACAUUUCAGAUAUGAAUUCAGACGGA
Papaver somniferum (opium poppy) is the source of this 2191-nucleotide messenger RNA. Its product is annotated as UPF0481 protein At3g47200-like. The record is from RefSeq and is a predicted model, not a curated record. The coding region runs from base 202 to 1647 and encodes 481 amino acids. The transcript has 3 exons. NCBI's taxonomy places the organism in Eukaryota, Viridiplantae, Streptophyta, Magnoliopsida, Ranunculales, Papaveraceae.